Molecule: messenger RNA, 2702 nt
Organism: Nycticebus coucang (slow loris)
Lineage: Eukaryota; Metazoa; Chordata; Mammalia; Primates; Lorisidae
Gene: KCNE4
Product: potassium voltage-gated channel subfamily E regulatory subunit 4
Exons: 2
Coding region: 215-724 (169 amino acids)
Biological process (GO): ventricular cardiac muscle cell action potential; regulation of heart rate by cardiac conduction; regulation of ventricular cardiac muscle cell membrane repolarization
Cellular component (GO): membrane
Molecular function (GO): voltage-gated potassium channel activity involved in ventricular cardiac muscle cell action potential repolarization; potassium channel regulator activity; transmembrane transporter binding
Source: RefSeq, a predicted model, not a curated record
CACUGCUCACUCUGCCACGAUCGACCUCUGUUGUAAAUUUUCCUCCCAGAACACGUGACGAUGCAUUUCUAGACUAUAUAUCCGGACUGCAGAAGCAGAGCUGUCAGAGCGCGGAGCUGGACGCAGAAGAAGAACUCUCUCAGACUUCACAAUUUAGGGAUUCAGAACUUGGGACACACUGUCAGCCUUUGACCCUGCAGCAGGCGGUGCUCCCAUGCUGAAAAUGGAGGCCCUGAACAGCACACACCCUGGCACGGCCGCCUCCAGCAGCCCCCUGGAGUCCCGCGCACCCGGCAGUGGCAGCAACGGGAACGAGUACUUCUACGUCCUAGUGGUCAUGUCUUUCUACGGCAUUUUCUUGAUUGGAAUCAUGCUGGGCUACAUGAAAUCCAAGAGACGGGAGAAGAAGGCCAGUCUUCUGCUGCUGUACAAGGACGAGGAGCGGCUGUGGGGGGAGGCCAUGAAGCCGCUGCCCAUGGUGUCGGGGCUGAGGUCGGUGCAGGUGCCCAUGAUGCUGACCAUGCUGCAGGAGAGCAUGGCGCCCGCCCUGUCCUGCACCCUGUGUUCCAUGGAGGGGGACAGCGUCAGCUCCGAGUCCUCUUCCCCAGACGUGCACCUCACCAUCCAAGAGGAGGGGGCGGACGAUGAGCUGGGGGAGACUUCAGAGACGCCCCUCAAUGAAAGCAGUGAAGGGUCCUCGGAGAACAUCCACCAGAAUUCCUAGCACCCCCGGGCCUCUGGAGGUGGCUGCCUCAGCCAGCACCCUCAGACAGAGGAAAGACGUGUUUCAAGUGUCUGGUUCCACUUUUGCAGUGCCCACUUUGAAGAGACCCUCUGCAAGCCUCUGAGUUGGGGCAGGGAAGGGACAAGGCUCAGCUGAGCCAGAGGCAAUGAGCAGUCCACAGCGUGCUUGGGGUUCAGACCUGCCCCUGAAAAGCCCCCCAAAUGAGCAGUGUGUGCACUGACUUUGGGGCCAGGGUGUUGGGGCUUCCCGUUUGGAAUUUGGCCAGGUGACGUUCUUGUUAUUUUGUCACUGGAUGCGCUGGGUCACCCCCUCUGGCAGCACCUGCCUCUUCCCAGGACUGUCUAGUGCCUGGGGCAUGCUGAAGGACUGGUUUUGGUUUGCUAAUUUGCCUAGAGCUUUGUUCUUCUAGAUCUGACGGGCUGUAAGUACCUCCACUGUCUACCUGUAACAUUACUUCACAGCUGGUUACCAGCUUCUCUUUGAUUAGAGGGGGAUAUAUGAUGGAGGAUUUUUGAUGGGAGAAAGCUGGAGAUCUGAACCCACGCCAUUUGCACAGUGUAAAAAGAAAAAAAACCCAGCUUUUAAUAUGGGCUGGAGUUGUAAGAGAUGAUCUGAUAUUUUGAGCUUUUGCCUAACCUUUGACCUUGAAUUUUCUGAUUUGUGACCUGCAGCAUGGCAGGCUGGCAUGAUGUUCUUUUGAUCAGACGAGUUUCCCCAAAAUCUAUCCUGCACUCUGAACAGCAGUGCAGGGACUCAUCCUGGUCUUUCCAGAAGGGGCAGUGGUGGGGUUGAACAAGGCCAAACCGCUAGCUCUGCUGCUGCUGACUUUCCCAGCCUACUUUUCAGAGCUAGGAAAGGACAUAACGCGGUAUUUCAUCACGUAGCUGCCACCUAGAAGGGCAUACUCAGGCUUGGAUUGCACAGAGCUGGGGUCCAAGUUCUGUGCUUCCUGAGCCCGAGCCUAACAUUCAUUUGCUGUGUGGUCCUGGGCAUGUCAUCAGGGGCACACUGUCUUCAUGAGACUCCCUACAGUCUCCAUCCCCAGGGGGCUGGGAGGAUGUCUUUAGGUUUCAGGACUCUGUAAUAAAUACUGCAUGGCCUGGUGUGAGGAAGCUUGGACCAAAUUCUUCUUCCUUGGCUGGGCAGUCUGUAAAAGGAUCUGCUGACUUAAAGGAGCAGCUGGAGACUCAGAACACAUGUAACUGGGCAGCAUAAGGUGAACUCCCAACCAACCCCUGCUGUAGUUUUCCCAGGAUUGAACCAAAGAGGCACACACCCCAUUGCCUCUGCAAAAUUCUCUGGAUAGUGGGCUGUUAACAAUCCUGGCUAAGGGAAAGAGACAGCUAAAAGAAAACGCUCAGGAAUGCUUGCCAAUGUCUCUAUGUGUUCCUGUGGUCAAAAGCUUUAUAGCAGAUCCGUUAGGACCUUGAAGACAAGGAGGAAAUGAAAGAUCAAAUUUAAUUCCAUUAAAAAAUUUUUUUCUCCUAAAAAAACCUACUCUGUUUGCAGGGAUUGGAGACACAGCAGUAACUACUGUUCCCACGGAAGGGUUAACAGUAUAGGAGCUGGUUUAUCAGUCUGCUUGGACACAGAGCUAGAGGAAAUUUAUGUUUGAGGGAAAAGGGCCCUCCGUUCACUUUAAAAUCCAGAGUGUGGAUUUACUCCAAAGGGGGCUGUUUAAGUUGAAAGAAGCCAAGUUAAGUUUGGCCCCUUGCCUGGAAUCACUUGAAUUCUGAAACUUCACUGCGAUGGACAUGUGCCUGGUCACAUUUUCCAUUGCUUAAUUCUGAAAUUUGGUGCGAGUCUAUCUGCGCCUUUUAAAUAGUGAUGUAUAUACUUCCUUCUUAUUCUAUUGGGUUGUACAGAAUUGUCUUUUGUAUUUAACAGUUUGUAAUUUUCACAAUUGUUUUUUUUAAUUUAAAUAAAUAAACACAUUUUUUCCCCUGGGAAGUCAUGA